AUGGGCGGCUAUUAUCAAGUUCCAGUGGGCUACAAGUUCAGGCCUUCAGAAGAAGAACUAUUUCUUCACUACCUUCUCCCCAGACUCAACGGAGAGGACUAUCCCGAAGGUGUUGUUCCUGACUGCGAUCUCUACGGUACAAAAGAACCAUGGGAGAUAUGGAGAGAUUUCCACCACUCAUCACCAGAUGAUCAAGAAGACAUCUACGUCUUCACCACACUCAAGAAGAAGACUCCAAAUGGCUCGCGGUUUUGCAGAACAGUUGGCGCCGCCGGUACCGGAGUUUGGAAAGGAGAAGACUCCGGCAAGAAAAUACGUGCUUGUGGGAGUAAUAUUGGCAUCAGAAAAAGAUUUCGGUACAUGAACCCUGGCUCGCCCCAUGAUGACCGUUGGAUCAUGCAUGAGUUCCAGCUUGAUGAAUCUCUACUACGAGUGCGAAACAAAGAGACAAUUGUUCUUUGUCUUGUUAGAAAGAAAGAAACACCAGGCAAAAGAAAGUUUGAAGAACUACAAAAUCAUGAAGACGUGCCUCCCCGUGGAGAAAUCCAAGCCCAACAUGUUCAUGAUGAUCAGCAGCACCAUAUUGGCCCAAGUACUUACGAUGAACUUAGGGUUUUGGACCUUAUGAACUAUGUGGAGGGUGAAGACAACAUGGUUAAUCCUACUUCUUGCACAGUACGAUCAGCAGGAGCAUCUUGGCACAAGUACUGA
Molecule: messenger RNA, 711 nt
Organism: Prunus mume (Japanese apricot)
Lineage: Eukaryota; Viridiplantae; Streptophyta; Magnoliopsida; Rosales; Rosaceae
Source: RefSeq, a predicted model, not a curated record